This is a messenger RNA of Pygocentrus nattereri (red-bellied piranha), 3816 nucleotides long. RefSeq names its product BTB (POZ) domain containing 2a (gene btbd2a). Gene Ontology annotation, molecular function: protein binding. Lineage: Eukaryota; Metazoa; Chordata; Actinopteri; Characiformes; Serrasalmidae. The record is from RefSeq and is a predicted model, not a curated record. The transcript is spliced from 9 exons. Gene Ontology annotation, cellular component: cytosol; P-body. The coding region runs from base 287 to 2083 and encodes 598 amino acids. Gene Ontology annotation, biological process: neurogenesis.
CCGACCCUUUCGAGCUGGCUUAUAAGGUAGUCAUGUUGACAGAAUGAAUGUGAAUGUCUGGGGAAACAUGUAUUACUCUGCUGCCUACAUGAAUUAAUUGGGUAGGGCUGCAACUGCAAACAAAGCAAAGGAGGACAAGAAAGGUUCCUGAAAAUAUACAAAGACAAGGGCGUCCUAAAAAUAUUUCAGCUGUCAUGGAAGACGUUGAUGUCCCGGCCACCUAAAGCUCCAUCUCUCCACCCUCUCUCGGGGAAAGACCAGUCACUUUUGGCCAGCAUUUCUGGCUAUGCGCUGUUGUGCAUGUUUAUUCCAGCAAAGCCUGCAGUGCUCUCCAUCCAAGAUGGCUGCGGGUGAGAGCAACAGCCGUUCCUCAUGUUUAAACCUGUCCACCCCGGGCCCGCUGGGAAACGCCCAGGCGAGCAACGGAGUCCACUCGGCCCCGGCGGGCAAUGCGGGGUCUGGGGCCGCCGCCGGAGGGCUGAACAGGACCGCAGGGAGCACUAACCCACAGCCAGGCCUGGACAGCGACGUCGCGGUGAGGGUCACACCGAGCGCGCAGCACCAGGCUCGGCAGGCGGCCGGCCAGAGCGCGGCCGCUGCGGCGGCAGCGGCAGCGGCAGCAGCAGCGGCAGCAGCAGCAGCAGCAGCAGCAAACUCAGAGUCUCCGGGAGGCUCUGCGUCCAACAUGACGACCUCUUCGUCGGCUUGCUCGGCGGACACGGCCGCCAUCUCUUCAUCGCUGCCCGGCAGCCCGGCCUCAGUGCUGGUGUACAGGGAACCCGUUUACAACUGGCAGGCGACGAAAAGCACGGUGAAGGAAAGGUUCGCGUUUCUCUUUAACAACGAGGUGCUAAGCGACGUCCAUUUUUUGGUUGGGAAGGGGAUGGGUGUGCAGCGCAUUCCUGCACACAGAUUUGCGCUCGCCGUUGGGAGCGCUGUGUUCGACGCCAUGUUCAACGGAGGCAUGGCCACAACAUCGACAGAAAUUGAGCUGCCAGAUGUGGAACCGGCUGCUUUUCUGGCUCUCCUCAAGUUUCUAUACUCUGAUGAGGUGCAGAUUGGCCCUGAGACAGUGAUGACUACAUUAUACACGGCAAAGAAGUACGCAGUGCCUGCGCUUGAGGCGCACUGUGUGGAGUUCCUGAAGAAAAACCUACGUGCUGACAACGCCUUUAUGUUGCUUACCCAGGCACGGCUGUUUGAUGAGCCACAGCUUGCCAGUCUCUGCCUGGAGAAUAUAGACAAGAACACUGCGGAUGCGCUUGCUGCUGAAGGAUUCACAGACAUUGACCUUGAUACACUGAUGGCUGUGUUGGAGAGGGACACACUUGGGGUGCGAGAGGUGCGUCUGUUUGGGGCUGCAGUGCGCUGGGCUGAGGCUGAGGCACAGAGGCAGCAACUGCAGCCCACUCCAGAGAACAAAAGGCGAGUGUUGGGUAAAGCCCUCGGCCUCAUUCGCUUCCCACUGAUGACCAUAGAGGAGUUUGCAGCAGGUCCAGCUCAGUCAGGUAUACUCACAGACCGGGAGGUGGUCAGCCUCUUCCUGCACUUCACUGUCAACCCCAAACCCCAUGUGGAGUUCAUCGACCGGCCACGCUGCUGUCUACGAGGGAAGGAGUGUAGUAUCACACGCUUUGCCCAGGUGGAGAGCCGCUGGGGAUACAGUGGGACCAGUGAUCGCAUCCGGUUUUCUGUGAAUCGCAGAAUAUUUGUGGUGGGAUUUGGGCUCUAUGGCUCCAUACAUGGUCCAACUGACUAUCAGGUCAACAUCCAGAUCAUCCAUACGGACAGCAACACAGUGUUGGGACAGAAUGACACGGGCUUCAGUUGUGAUGGUACAGCUAAUACCUUCCGAGUGAUGUUCAAGGAGCCUGUGGAAAUACUCCCCAGUGUCAACUACAUAGCCUGUGCAACACUUAAGGGACCAGACUCCCACUACGGGACAAAGGGCAUGCGCAAAGUCACUCAUGAAGCCCCGGCCACAGGCACCAAGACCUGCUUCACCUUCUGUUACGCUGCAGGCAACAACAAUGGCACUUCAGUAGAGGAUGGACAAAUUCCAGAGGUCAUCUUCUACACAUAAUGAAGGUCCUCUGUUAGUUUAAAUUAUGUGGCCUCCUUUGCUACACAUUACUGAUUCCCUGAACUUUUCUGGUCUAACUGCAGAUCAGUGACCAAAUAAUGAUCUCUUAUCAUGAUCUGUUUUCUUCAUAUAUUUUUUUUUUUUUGCCAUAUGGUAAGAGCAUGAGAAAUCGAUCAUGUGUCCAGGUGUGCUUUGGGCACAUAUUUGUUUUUUUCUACUUGUGUAGCACCUCAUAGUGUAAGCCUGAAGUUACAACCAACUAGUGAUCACUUGGAGAAAAAUAGAAAUCUUUCAACAGCUGUUGAUUAGUUAAUUCAUAGAUCAGGCCUAACUCUUGCAAAGCUGGCACAGCUUUAUUUUUAUUUUGUUAAUGGCAACAUAGUUUAAUUUGUCUAUUUAGUUUAGUGUUGCUGAAAGGUUUGCAACUGGGUCCAACUUUUGACUGAUAGGUAAAAUACUCAUUGCUUUGGAGUUGCACUGAUGCACUUUUGACCACAGACGCAACUGCAAAUUGUACGUUUGGGGGUAAAAUACACUACAAUUGUGUGGAAAACAGACUGUUACGAUUUCUGACACGUGAAAUUUGAUUUGUCACGUGUAAAAGAUAAGGUGAUGUUUACAAUGAAUGCUGUUUAACCAUAGUUGCCCUCUUCAUAACAGAGCCAAAUUUCUAGUAGUGCACCUCAAUUCUAAAUACCAAUGUUGAAGUGAAGCUCUAUUCUUCAGUGAAGUACUGAACACCUUUCUAUAAUUCUAGUUUGUUUCUAUCUGGAGAUAAAAGAAUUUGGAGGAUGAUCACAGAACAACUUGAAUGUAAAACUAUUUGCCAAUCUGUAUAUUGCUUAUAAAAUUUGUUUCACCAAUGCUUGUUGUAAAAGUGCUGUAAAUAUGUCCAUGUUCUGUAUGUUCAAUUAAAGUCUGUGCACUUAGUUUUUUUUUUUUUGAGCACCACUUGGUUUCCAAGGGAGACAUGUUGAAUCAGAGUAUAAAAUGAAGCAUCUUAUGGAUUGUGUGAGGGAUCAUUGGAAGGGGCUGAUAUGGCUACAAAUGGUAGCCACUUGUGAGACUAGAGCAUAAUACACAUUACUGUAGUCAGAAGAAAAUCUCAUUUACAUGACAAUCAUUGAAAAUGCCAAACUCAGAAAAGGCCUGGUUCCAUUGACUUCCAUUACAGCAAAAGAAAAAAAAAACCCUACUUUAAAAAGUAAUCAUUGGAGAACUCUAUUCUAGGUGUCCCAGAGACCAAGCACUCUGGUUCUACUUACAGUAAUAAGAGGUGGGCACAAUACCCCAGAGGCCACACAAGCCAACAGCAAACCAUCCAAUGAGCACCACAGGUUUUAUUUUACAAAAGCAUGCUACCAAGCAAUUAAUGUCCACACUCAACACAAUUUUUAUUUCCUUUAUUAAAUGUUUAAAUUUAUUGAUUUAUCGCAUCUUGACUUUUGGCAAGCAUUAGUGCUAGAUGUUCUGUACAGUCCAGUCCCUCAAUGGGGAAGGGAGGGUAGUGGGGGAGGAGAGAAAUGGGACAGGAGCUUUUACAAUUUGUCCAAAUAGUUAUCCAGAGCUGGAAUUCCUUCCUUGAGACCCUUGCGUUUGCGUGUGUCUGCCACAAUCUGAGCAGGCUUGGUGUUGGGCUCCAUGGGGUCUCCAGGCAGGAUCUGCCAGUGGUCAAACACACACUGUGGGAAGGCCUGACCAGAGGUGUUGGAGCGGAGGUCAGCAGUGAAACC